AUGUCAAGCCCCGUUCGCGUCGGUGAUGCUUCGCCUCUGGUACCACACUCAGGCGGACGCAUGACAUACCCGAAGUAUGUGACGCCAGCCCCCGGAGACUACGAAGUUCAAUCGAAGCACAACAUCAAGUUCACGAAAGCGCCUACCUCCCAAUUUGGCGGCAACUUAUGUAAAAUUGAUCGUGAUAAAACAGGAUUGCGCGCACGAGCCUUGCAAACGGCGGAUGACCCGGGGCCCAAUGCAUACUCUGUGACUGCAGCCAAGCAGAAAUUGGACGUGAAACAACGGGCCCCAACUUUUAAGUUUGGUAGCUCACAACGUUCGGAUGGUUCCAAGAUAUACAUGCAUCGAGCAGAUACUACUGGCGACGUGACCGAUCCAAAUCGCGCGGCAGCGGGUCGUGGGGUGCCAGGACCUGGCGCGUAUGGAACGAUGGGUCCAUCCAUGGAGAAAACUAAGAAAUCAGCUCCACGUUUUUCCUUUGGAUUAAAGCCGACAAUACAAGAAACUACAUCCGCAACUACGAUAAACAUUGGCCCUGGCACUUACCUUUCCCCCUCAUCCAUUGGGAAGCAGGUAAUAUCCAUGCGACCGACAUCGCCAGGCUUCUCCAUGGGCACCUGUGAUCGGGAAAAGAUGGGAGAGGUUUUACAACCUGGUUUUUCGCCAAAUGUCAAGAACCCAUCACCGGGGCCAUCAAAGUACGAAUCUCCCUCCGGCGUUGGGAAACAACUCCAGUCAAUGCCGGAGUCAGUAGAAAGUCUAAGCAUCGGUCGGCGAAUUCAUAUUCGUUUGGCACGGAUGAUAAACUCAAACGUCAGCGCGAUAGAGGGGUGCCUGGACCUGGCUCGUAUGACGCUGCCUCCAUGCUCGGGAUACAGUCCCACUCCAAGUUUACGACGUAUGGGGGCUUCAAGUUUGGCACUGGCCAAAGACCCGACACUGCGUCAAUGUCUUCAACAGUCACCUCUCUUGAUGUGUAACCGUCAUCAAAGAUACGCUCCGAAUUGCCUUGCAGCAGUCAUCAAAAAGACCGACCACGGUCGUAUCACGACGCGCAUUUCUGACGAACCCCGACAUGCACCCCUGUCCUACGCUCCUGGUAGCGACUUUCACGGCCGCGUCGGAAAUCGGACACACACUGAACCAACGACACACUCGGGUGUUGGCAGAGCACAAAAAAAAAAUCAGCUCCCCAGGGGCUCCUUUGGGGGCUUGGUAGAAGCAACAAGCUGGCAGGUAACGCGCUCAACAUCCCAACGUAUAUCGACAAUGAAGACGUAG
This is a messenger RNA of Aureococcus anophagefferens, 1284 nucleotides long. RefSeq lists its product as hypothetical. The transcript is spliced from 3 exons. The record is from RefSeq and is a predicted model, not a curated record. Bases 1 to 1284 code for a protein of 427 amino acids. NCBI's taxonomy places the organism in Eukaryota, Pelagophyceae, Pelagomonadales, Pelagomonadaceae.